AUGCGUUUCGAAAUCUUCCUCGCUGGCAUCAUUGUCUCUGCAUCGGCUCAAGUCCUCGAAACAGGACAGGAUGAACCCAGCGCUGAAGUCUCUAACCUGGCAACCUCGCUGACUCCCGCUCCUCCUGCUGAAGCACAGGUGACCGGCCUCGCUGCCCCAGAAAUCUACGAGGAACUACUCGGCCCAGUUGGUGGUGUUCUAUCAGCAAUCGCGCAUAGUGUCGAGACUUCGGUCCUGGGAAAGGUGACCGAUGUGCCGGCCAGUGAGCUGAACAAGCUUCCGAGUAGCAUCGCCGCGAAGGAGUCUGAUAUUCUGGGAGGAGCGAUUUCGGCGGCGGCGGAGGCGAGCGCAACGAAGAAGCAAGAUGCGGACAGGAAGGAGGAAGCAUUGCCGGUUAAGACGGAGGUGAGGAUUAAUGAUAACGAUGACGUGGGUGAUGGGGACGAUGAUAAAGAUCAUGAUGAAGAUCGUGAGGACCAUGAUAAGGGCCAUGAUAAAGAUGAUGGUAUGGAUGAUGAUAAUGAUAGAAGGCAGCAGAAGCAGGUUGAUGAGGGUGGGGAUGAUGCAGCUGGAGAUGAUGCAGCCGCUACUGGUGACGCAGCUGAAGACGAUGCGGCUACUGCUGGUGACAACGUGGACGCUGGCGACAUCGUCGAUGAAGCAAACCACCGAGUUGGCGCAGAAACCGACGAUAAAGUCGCGGAUGAUGCUGAAGCGCAGAGCGGAGGAGCCGACGAAGACAAUAUUACCAGCCCUGAGAGUUUGAGGAAGAGGUAUAGCAAAUUAAGUGAGAACGCCGCAGAGACCCUCGUGGCUUGGUCUCCAGUCAUUUGUAUUUUGUUGGGAACGGUGGUUUUGAUUUUGUAG
Molecule: messenger RNA, 867 nt
Organism: Morchella importuna
Lineage: Eukaryota; Fungi; Ascomycota; Pezizomycetes; Pezizales; Morchellaceae
Exons: 2
Coding region: 1-867 (288 amino acids)
Source: RefSeq, a predicted model, not a curated record